AGUAACAUGAGGGUUGUGGUCCUGUGGGGGGUGCUGCCCCUGCUGUGUCAAUACACACUGGUAGGCAGCCACGUUUUGGGAAGGACGUCUUCGCCCGAUGACCUGGCCCAGCUCAGGUCUCUGCUCGAGCGCUUUGAGGAGACUCUGGCAGAAGCAGUCCAGGAGGACGCCUCUGAAAUGGAUUACGCAACGCUGAACCAAGAACCAGAACGCAGCCAGUCCAACCGAGGGUGGAAGACGGAGCAGGUCAGGGACCAAGAAGCUGCGACAGUGGAAAGAUCCCAAGCAGCGGCUGAAGGCCAGAGCCAGGCAUCGAGUCUGAGGAGCCGACUGCUGGACCUGCUGGUGACGGCCAGAAAGCGGGCGUCGGGCUGCUUCGGGGCCAGGAUGGACCGGAUCGGGAAUGCCAGCAGUCUGGGGUGCAACACUGGAAGAGGAUAGGUUGAAUCUUCUGUGGGAGACGCGUGGGAUCCAUUUAUUGUUUAUUACCAGAAGUUAAGUUAAUAUCUGACAUUACAUUGUGUAUGUGUCUAUUCAUAUCUUGAUUGUGCGGACAAAAUCAUGAAUUGUGUGACGAAUCCAUCACACUGGAUGCUGUACAACGAUGGCACAACCAUCGCCG
Messenger RNA from Syngnathoides biaculeatus (alligator pipefish), 622 nucleotides. It is a transcript of the gene nppa, whose product is annotated as natriuretic peptide A. The record is from RefSeq and is a predicted model, not a curated record. Gene Ontology annotation, biological process: negative regulation of systemic arterial blood pressure; cGMP biosynthetic process; receptor guanylyl cyclase signaling pathway. Gene Ontology annotation, molecular function: hormone activity; hormone receptor binding. The coding region runs from base 7 to 441 and encodes 144 amino acids. Lineage: Eukaryota; Metazoa; Chordata; Actinopteri; Syngnathiformes; Syngnathidae. Gene Ontology annotation, cellular component: nucleus; cytoplasm; extracellular region. The transcript is spliced from 3 exons.